Haplochromis burtoni (Burton's mouthbrooder) is the source of this 2738-nucleotide messenger RNA. It is a transcript of the gene fastkd2, whose product is annotated as FAST kinase domains 2. Lineage: Eukaryota; Metazoa; Chordata; Actinopteri; Cichliformes; Cichlidae. The record is from RefSeq and is a predicted model, not a curated record. The transcript has 11 exons. Gene Ontology annotation, molecular function: RNA binding. Gene Ontology annotation, cellular component: ribonucleoprotein granule; mitochondrial matrix. Gene Ontology annotation, biological process: mitochondrial RNA processing; regulation of mitochondrial mRNA stability. Bases 431 to 2434 code for a protein of 667 amino acids.
UUAUGGCGGUGCACACGGCGCCUACUAGCAUGUGUGAGAAAACUUCAAUGGACUGGCCUAGCACUGAUGAACUCUGUGGUGUCAUGUAGCUGUUUAUCUCUUUGCUGAACUACGUUUCUCUCCGAUUUUUCACGGUCUGGAAACUACAAUGCGUCGCUUCGUUAUACGUGUUUGUAUGCGUCUAAGGUUAGCAUCACUUAGCUAAAAGCAGCUAGUCAAUGUUUUCAUAACUUGGCAGUUUAUUGACCUUGUUGACUUUGUAAUUAAGCAACAUUGGUAGCCACGCAUAAUUUAAGCGCAUUUGUGGCUAUGAAUGUAAAGUGUCAAGCCAUUUAAUUUGUAAGAGCAGUGGUAUUAUUUCUAAUUUAUUUGGCUCUGUCUCUGUUUAUUUUUUUCAAUAGUUGCUAGCGCUCUGUGUUAUUAAAGAACCAUGUCUGUAUGGGUGACAGAGGAGGUCAUGAGACGGGGCCUGCGCUUUUGCAGCCGCGGAUCUCUUUGGCAACAGCGCAACUUCCUGUUGUCUGCGCCAAUCAAGAACUCGUGUUCUCCAGAUAAACAGUUCUUCCACCUUUGGAGCCCAAGACAGAGUCAGACGUGGCUUUCUAGGAGUCCUGUCAGUUCAGUGAGGUUCUAUUCACAGGGAGCCAAUCAUGGAGAUGAUCUGGAAGAUGGGGAGCGUCUUCCCUCUCAACCUGCUGACACAGCAUCAGCUGAGAGACAGAGGAAGUCUCCUUUCUUGGAGCUCCUGGAGAGCUGCGGCUCCCCGUCAGAUGUGUUAGACCUCACCGGCAAGUACUCGCCCACAGCCCGACAGGUCAGCCACUGCCUGACCCACAUGUGGGCCACCACUAAGAAGAUGACAGAUGAGCAGCGCCGCUACGAGCUGCAGCUGAUGUUUGAGCAUCCCGCUUUUGACCAGCUGCUGCAGAGGGCCAUGAAGACUCUGGUGCACAUUAGCGACGAGGACGUGACUUACUCUCUCCUGAGUAUGGUCAACCUGGGCGUUCCCCAACGUAGCCGAGUGGUCCAGACUUUUCUCCGAACCUGCCAGGAGAAACUGAAUGACUUUGAUGAGAAGAGUCUGUCCAUCUUGGCCUCCAGCCUGGAGCAAAUGGAGGAUGGAGCCAAUGUUCGUGCGCUCAAGGAGGGCAUGAGGCUGGUGGUGGAGGCCCGUCUUCCAGGCAUAAAGAAUGUAAUGGCUCUCCAGACCAUGAUGCGUCUGCUGGGAAAAGAUGCCCCAAAGGACCUCAAAUGGAAACUAGAGAAAAAGGCCUUAUCUAUGACAGACCACUUCAGCCUGCCCAACGCCCAAUACAUGAUUUCCACUAUGGCCACAAUGGGCUUCUUCUCUAAGCCACUGCUGGAUGUCUGCAGUAAAAAAAUCACGGAGAACAUCCAUGGUAUCCCCUUCAACAGAAUAUUUAAAUUGCUGCAGUCCUGUAGGGAGCUCCGCUACAGAGACGUUCAUCUGCUCACCAGCAUUUCGGACUAUGUCGCUUCCUCACUGGACAUUUGGACCAACAAACAGCUGCUUCUCUUUCUGUCUGUGUUCGAGAACCUCAUCUUCUGCCCUGCUGCUCUGAUGGAUGCUUAUGCUGACAAAGUGAUCGCCAACCCUGACGUCCUAACACUUAAAGACCUGCUCUGUGUCCUCAAGGUGUACUCCUCUCUGAGCUACGAUCUGCAGGACAGAAGACAACAGUUUCUCGAUAGUCUGAGCCGAGUCCUGAUCUCCUAUUUGCCCAAAAUAUCUGCGUUUGAGUUGUUGAAGGCCGUUUAUUGCCUCUGUCUGUUGGGCCACUUCCCUUACGCACCACUGGAGCAGCUUCUGCAGAGCAGUGUGCUGGAAAAGCUUGCAGGUUCGAAGUUUCCAAAGAGCCAGGAGAGAAUGUUCCAGACGGUGGACGUGUGCCUGCGUGUUGACCAUCCUCCUCUUCCUCAGCCCCUAACUGUUCCUGCAUCAGUCCUGGGAGACCCCACCCCCAGCACUCCAUCGGUCAACCCGAGGCUCUUGCUGGACUUGCAGAGUCUGCUGGAGGAUCAGGUGCAUAUGAUGCUACAGGAGGGGGUGAUGGUGGAGAAUUUGUACUUCAUAGACGCUGCUGUAACCAAACCUACGCCAAACCAAACCUCUGUGUGUGAAGCACGCAUCGGUGGAGCGGAAGGGUGUUCUCCAGCAGAGAGCAGUGAGCGAAUUGCAGUAAUGUAUGCACCGCAAUCUGGCUUUUGUUACGGCACGUCCAAUCCCCGUGGUCCGCUGGCUGUGAAGAUUCGCCAUCUGAAGAUCCUGGGAUAUAACCCUGUCCUGGUAACGGAGCAGGACCUGCAGUCUGUAUCCGAGGAAGCAAGGAUAGAUUUCCUCAGGGAACGGAUUUUUCCACAACACCACAGACCCGAAACACAGCCUGAUGAAAAGGAGCACCUGCGAUCUUAGAGCCAGAUGUCAGCGUUAAAUGGAAGGAAAGAGGCUAAUCCUCAUGAUGACAGACAGGUUUUGUGUUAGUAUUUAAGAAGGAGAAAAUAUGUGAAAGUUUUUAAAAUGACUGUUUAGCUUUGGAUGCAUUUAGCUAAAGAAAGAUGAGGGACACGUGAAGAGCAAAUACACACUUUGAACGGUCGUUCAAAAUUAAGAGUAAAACUCUUUUGUGUCCAUUAGUAGAUUGUUUCAUCUGUGCGCACAUAGUAGGAAAUCAUUUUGUAUUUUUUUUUAAUUAAAAAGAUGCUGAAAAGAGUUAAAA